AUGGCGGCCCCGGCGAGCGGCGCGGCGGCGCGGGGCGGCGGCGCCCCCAGCUUCCAGCGGAAGGCGGCGGCCGGCGGCAGCCGCCUGGCCGCCAUUGCGGGCACGCGGCCUGCCGUCCGCCACGGGCAGCUGCUGCUCUCCAGCGGGCUCCCCUCCCUGGACUGUGUGCUAGGUGGAGGCUUAGCUGUUGGAACCCUUCUCCUCAUUGAGGAAGAUAAAUAUGGUGUUUACUCCAAUUUGUUGUUCAAGUAUUUUCUCGCAGAGGGAGUUGUCUGUGGACAUGACUUGUUUGUUGCUUCUGCUAAAGAGCUUCCUACCAACAUCUUAAAGGAGCUUCCAGCCCCUUUGCUUGAUGAUGAGUACAGAAACGAAUUGGGAGAAGAAGCAACACCUGUUAAGUCUGAAGAUUUUCAGAAUUCUAUGAAAAUAGCCUGGCGCUACCAAAAUUUACCAAAAAUGGAGGUCAGCCCAGCAACAUCUGCGAGGUUUGGCCAUUAUUAUGAUGUUUCUAAAACAAUGUCUUCAGAACUGCUUCAGUCCAUAAAAUGUCACAGUUUUUUCCUUCCUGAAGAAUUAUCUUUACAGCCUACAAUAAAAAUGUGUAAUAUGAACUGUGGUUAUGCAAGACUGCUUCAGUCCAUUCAGAAGGUCAUUUAUCAGGAAGGAUUUGAUGGCUCUCAUCCCCAGAAAAAACAGAAAAAUAUUUUGCGGAUAGGAAUUCAGAGUCUGGGUGCCAUAUUGUGGGGUGAUGACAUUUGUAGCACUGAUAAUCCCGAAGACAUUCAUAGCAUUACGAAAUUUCUCUAUGUUCUCCGUGGCCUUCUCAGAAAAUCUUUGUCAGCCUGCGUCAUCACAGUGCCUGCUCAUCUUAUCCAGAAUAAAGCAAUUAUGGAACGUGUAACAAACUUGUCAGAUGUGGUAGUUGGUCUUGAAUCAUUUAUUGGCUCUGAGAGGGAAACCAAUCCAUUAUACAAGGAUUACCACGGUUUGAUUCACGUACAUCAGAUUCCUCGGCUUAAUAGCUUGAUCUGUGAUGUGUCAGACACGAAGGACCUUGCUUUUAGAUUAAAAAGGAAGCUGUUCACCAUUGAGCGACUGCAUUUGCCUCCAGACUUGUCAGACACAGUGAGCCGCUCAAGCAAACAGGAUCUGGCAGAAUCCGCCAAACUGCUGAGCUCAGGAUGUGGUGCGAUGGCCAUCGGCAAGAAGCACCUGGACUUCUAGUGAUUUCUACUUAGCAGUUUCACUCAGAUUUAUGUGACACUCUAAUUAUAAGUGUUAAUGACUUAUAUAAAUAUUUUUCUUAAUGAUUUGACCCAGCAGUCCUUAAAAAUACACAUUAUCGUAUGGUGCCUCGUUUUUUUGUUCUGAUUUCUUUGUGCUAAUUUUUGGCUUGUUUGGGUUUUGCUUCUUGUUAAUGCUUCUGUUACUUUGGGUCCUGCCAUUGUUCUGCUCUAUUGGAAGUGUACAGGAUUUUGUUCUUUUCCUUAAAAUAUGAAAAUUACUUUUAUUUUUUCAUUUCUAGGUGUUCUAUAAAAUAAAACUGAAGGGAUAUUUUUCCCAACGGAAUUUUCAUAUAUUUAAUGUUUUGUAUGAAUAGUAAGUUAAGUGGGAGUGUUUAUUGAAAUAAAUGAAUGAAACUAAGGAAUUCAUUGUCACAUGUUACUCCAAAAGCAAACUGCACAAUUACUGUUUUUAAAAGCAUUCAUU
Molecule: messenger RNA, 1710 nt
Organism: Rhea pennata
Lineage: Eukaryota; Metazoa; Chordata; Aves; Rheiformes; Rheidae
Gene: ELP4
Product: elongator acetyltransferase complex subunit 4
Exons: 10
Coding region: 1-1224 (407 amino acids)
Biological process (GO): tRNA wobble uridine modification
Cellular component (GO): cytoplasm; elongator holoenzyme complex; transcription elongation factor complex
Source: RefSeq, a predicted model, not a curated record